This is a messenger RNA of Lagenorhynchus albirostris (white-beaked dolphin), 1687 nucleotides long. RefSeq names its product 5-hydroxytryptamine receptor 2B (gene HTR2B). Gene Ontology annotation, molecular function: neurotransmitter receptor activity; G protein-coupled serotonin receptor activity. Lineage: Eukaryota; Metazoa; Chordata; Mammalia; Artiodactyla; Delphinidae. Gene Ontology annotation, biological process: G protein-coupled receptor signaling pathway, coupled to cyclic nucleotide second messenger; regulation of behavior; smooth muscle contraction. The coding region runs from base 177 to 1616 and encodes 479 amino acids. The transcript has 3 exons. The record is from RefSeq and is a predicted model, not a curated record. Gene Ontology annotation, cellular component: plasma membrane; dendrite.
AAUGUAUGUAUGCUCUCAUUUUAUAGAACUUGAAAUUCUUUUUUUAAGGAAGGAGUCAACUUUGGCCUUGAGUAUUUGGCAUGGGUACAAAGGCUUAAAAAUGCAGAUGACCAGCUUAGCUACUGACCAUGCUGACCACUGUCUGGAAUCGGAAAAAAUUAAAAGAAAAACAAUGAAUGGCUCUCUCUUAUAGAAUAUUCGAACGACGCACAAUUCCUGAGCACAUUUUGCAGAGCUCAUUUGACCAUUUAAUCUCUUCUAACUGGUCUGGAUUACAGACAGAAUCGAUACCAGACGAAAUGAAACAGAUUGUUGAGGAACAGGGAAAUAAGCUGCACUGGGCAGCUCUUCUGAUACUCAUGGUGAUAAUACCCACAAUUGGUGGAAACAUCCUCGUUAUUCUGGCUGUUGCACUGGAGAAAAAGUUACAGUAUGCUACCAAUUAUUUCCUAAUGUCCCUGGCAGUGGCUGAUUUGCUGGUUGGAUUAUUUGUGAUGCCGAUUGCCCUCUUGACAAUAAUGUUUGAGGCUAUGUGGCCCCUCCCACUCGUUCUAUGCCCUGCCUGGUUAUUUCUUGACGUUCUUUUUUCUACUGCAUCCAUCAUGCAUCUCUGCGCCAUUUCAGUGGAUCGUUACAUAGCCAUCAAAAAGCCAAUCCAGGCCAAUCAAUAUAACUCACGAGCUACAGCAUUCAUCAAGAUUACAGUGGUGUGGUUAAUUUCAAUAGGCAUUGCCAUUCCAGUCCCUAUUAAAGGUAUAGACACUGAUGUGGGUAACCCAAACAACAUCACUUGUGGGAUGACAAAGGAUCGUUUUGGCAAUUUCAUGCUCUUUGGCUCACUGGCUUCCUUCUUUACACCUCUGGCGAUCAUGAUUGUCACCUACUUUCUCACUAUCCAUGCUUUACAGAAGAAAGCUUACUUGGUCAAAAACAAGCCACCUCAACGCCUAAUGUGGUUGACUGUGUCCACAGUUUUCCAAAGGGAUGAAACACCUUGCUCAACACCAGAAAAAGUGGCAAUGCUGGAUGGUUCUCACAAGGACAAAACCCUGCCUAAUGCAAGUGAUAACAUACUUAUGCGAAGAACGUCCACAGUAGGAAAAAAGUCAGUGCAUACCAUUUCCAAUGAACAGAGAGCCUCAAAGGUUCUAGGGAUUGUGUUUUUCCUCUUUUUGCUUAUGUGGUGCCCCUUUUUUAUUACAAAUAUAACUUUAGCUUUAUGUGAUUCCUGCAACCAGACGACUCUCAAAAUGCUCCUGGAGAUAUUUGUGUGGAUAGGCUAUGUUUCCUCAGGGGUGAAUCCUCUGGUCUACACCCUCUUCAACAAGACAUUUCGGGAUGCAUUUGGCCGGUACAUCACCUGCAAUUACUGGGCCACAAAAUCAGUAAAAACUCUCAGAAAAUGCUCCGGUAAUGUGUACUUCCAGAAUCCAAUGGCAGAGAACUCUAAAUAUUUUAUGAAACAUAGAAUGCGAAAUGGCAUUAAUCCUGCCAUGUACCAGAGUCCAAUGAGGCUCCGAAGUUCAACCAUUCAGUUUUCAUCAAUCAUUUUACUAGAUACACUUCUCACCGAAAAUGAAGGUGACAAAACUGAAGAGCAAAUCAGUUAUGUAUAGAGUAAUGGCACAGUUUUUAUGUAACUAAUACAAUGAUGAGUAAGAUAAAGAAGAUAUAAAUAUACCAAGAA